UUGCUCAACGGCACCGAAAAGGGCUUCGACAUGGACACAACCGAGGAUAGCACUGAAGCACCGACCCUGUAUCCGGACAAUCUGGCGUAUGGUGUAAAGAGUCCAACAAGCGAGUUGGCCCGUCUUGAGCAGCGUCAGAGUCACAAUGUACAGCUGAUGAAGGCCUCGCUGUACGCCGAUAUUGAAGACAUGGAAGAGGAGGGGUCCGUGUCGACGGGCGACCAGCUGGUGCCGGAGGGUUCCAGUGUCGCAGUCGAGUCGGUCACACGACACGACGCGGUGUCGUACGACACUCGCGACACUGUCGCAACCAAGCACGACACUGAAGAGGCCGUGAUGAAACCUCUCGUUGUUCGCCCUCACCGCAUCGUGCUCGAAUAUCACAGAAAGAUGCCGCCCUUUAAGGAGACUAUAGCAGGUCGCCUGGGCGGCGCUUGCUUGGCCGACAUGAACGUGUGCCGCGCGAGGCACAGUCGUCUGGGCUUCGGGCCCGCCAACACCAUGGUCUACGUCACCAGCUACGACUCACUGGCCCACCUGCCGCGUUCGGCAGAGCUGAGCGAGCUGGGCCGGUACGUGCGUGGGCGCGGGGCCGACGACUGGAGCGAGCCCGUGGUGGCGCGCCUGGCCAUCGGCCACUCCACCUCCGAGAAGGAUACGUUGGCGCUGCAGCUGGAGAGCUUGCUGCAGUUCUCGCAGCUGGUGCAGGAGGAACCGUGUCCACGCCUGCAGCUGUCACAGGAGCCCAAGCAGAGGCGAGCGCUGCUGCAGCAGCUGCUACAGCAUGCACAGUCGGACGUGACCGACACCUACAGUCUGCAAGUGUGGAAGCUUUGCGAUGCUUUAUGGGGUGCGGACCUGGACAACGAUGGUAUUCCCGGACAGGACUUGCAAUCAAUCGUGCAUAGACACCGGCGGCUUCUGGGCUGGCUGCAGGACGCCGUGGCCGACGUCACCCAGCACGACCUCAAGAUGCCCGCUACCGCUGACUCUAUUGAUGAGUCCGAUGGCCACAGCUGCAGAGUGUGGACGCUGUUGCUGGGGGGCCGCGUGUUGGAAGCCUGCAAAGUGGCCCGGGAGAAUGGAGAUCUGCACAUGGCCACACUGUUGGCCCAGGCAGCCAGUGAUCCCGCAUUCCGGUCGCUGGUGGCGAAGCAGCUGCACCUGUGGCAGGAGUGCGGGGCGCACGAGCUGGUGGCGAAGCCCCGAUUAGCUGCGCUACAGCUUAUUGCAGGGCUUCGCCCCCGCGCAGAGUUGGAACAACUGGACUGGCUCAGAGCGCUCCACGCGACCGCCAGGUACCUGUGCCCGCAAGUGCCCAGCCUGGAACAGAUCGUCCGUACGUACGAGAGCUAUUUCCGGACAGAUUUGACCAACCCGGACGGUAAAGGUCGCGAUGGUGAGGACGGUGAACUAGACCUCACCACCGUGCCUGAAGACGAUAUGGGGAUGCGACUACCCUUGCCACCUUACUUUGAGCAGUAUGAGUACAACGUCACAGGGGAGAGCAAGCGCCGACGUGUUCUAGACCUGCGCUACGAGCUGCUGCGCGCCCGAGCUCUGAACUGCAGGGCGCGCCUGCAGCCUGCAGCUCACACUGCGGACCCCCUCGACUACAGUCUCACUUUCGUGGUGGGCGCGUGGCUGGGCCAGCCCACCGCAGAGAGCAUCACCGGAGCGGCCGCCCAGCUGGAGGCGCGCGGCCACUGGCACAGGGCUGUGCAAGCGCUCGCUUACCUGCAGGACCCCGGCAUGCGCGGGCACUUGAUCCGUGGCGUGUUGUCCCGCAACGCUCCGUGCCACGAGGAGGGAGCGGCCCGGGAGCAGCUGCAGCUGGUGCGCGGGCUGAAGCUGCCCGCCGCCUGGCUGCUGCUGGCGCAGGCGCACCGCGCCAAGUACCAGCAUCAACCAAUGUUGGAGGCGGAGUAUUUGGUCGGCGCCGAGCAGUGGAACGCUGCACACAAAGUGCUGGUAGACGAACUGCUGGCCGAUGCGGUUUUAGCUGACAACGUGCAGAGCCUAAGACCGCUUCUAGAGAAAAUGAACGAAGCGGCAGAAAGACACGAGAUCAGCGGAUGGGAGUCUGGCGGGAAGGCACUGUAUCACUAUAUGUACGUCUGUGAUGAGGUCCGGGACUUGGUGGCAGCGGCCGAAGGCGAAGCCCCCGGUGAUCACAACCAGGGCGGGCCGGCGCUGCAGACGCGCCUCGAAGCACUACGUCCGCGUCUUGCUGCGGCCUGCAGUGCACUGGAAAAAUUGCCUCCUCGCACGGGCCGGCAGGCGGCCGCUCGCAGCGAGAUGGGAGCGCGGCUGGUGCAGCUGGCGCUGGCUGGUGGGCCGUCACCGGGACACCUGGCGGCGCUGCUGCGGAGCCUGCAGCUGCCGCCCGACUGCACCGCACGAGCACACCACAAGGUGACCACCGACCUAGCGGAGCAGGCGUCUGAACUGUGCGUCGACUGUCUGCGUGCGCCGUUGCACUUACAGCGAGUCUGA
Molecule: messenger RNA, 2496 nt
Organism: Parnassius apollo (apollo)
Lineage: Eukaryota; Metazoa; Arthropoda; Insecta; Lepidoptera; Papilionidae
Source: the annotation of a GenBank genome assembly